Messenger RNA from Nerophis lumbriciformis (worm pipefish), 7507 nucleotides. RefSeq names its product myocardin (gene myocd). Gene Ontology annotation, cellular component: nucleus. Gene Ontology annotation, biological process: smooth muscle cell differentiation; cardiac muscle cell differentiation; positive regulation of transcription by RNA polymerase II. Gene Ontology annotation, molecular function: transcription coactivator activity. NCBI's taxonomy places the organism in Eukaryota, Metazoa, Chordata, Actinopteri, Syngnathiformes, Syngnathidae. The record is from RefSeq and is a predicted model, not a curated record.
GACGGCACUACUCAGACUGACUUGCUCGAGUAAACACUGGCGGCUGUGGCCGACACAAGAGAGACUCUGUCUAGUGUGUCUUUUUCUUUAACGUUCUUCAAGAGCAGUCCUUGAGGUAGGCCCAGUUGGCCCCAACUCAUCCCAGCCAAGAGGGGGCCAGGUGUGCUGUACCUUGCAACUUUUGAACCCUGGAACUCUACUGUAGAGCAGUAUGACUCUUCUGGGCUCUGAACACUCAAUACUGAUACGAAGCAAGUUCCGAUCAGUAAAUCAUGGCAAGUUCCCCAAGCAAGAGGACUCGUACGCAUUUGAGGAGGACAGCAGCAGUGAGAGUUUGUCUCCAGAUCAGCACCACAGUGAUGACUCUCAGGGCUCUGCCUGUCCUUCAUCCGAGGUUGUCAGCAGCACAGCCUCCUCUUCCUCACCUGGGCUCACUAGCACACAACAGGAGGGCACAACCAGAGACCCACUUGACCAAAGCCAAGAUGAAGGACUGUCUGCAGCGAGCACCAACCAGGCGACUCCUCCAAUACCAGUUCCUGCUAUUGUCAAGUCCAAGACCGCAGACAAGAGCCGCCAUAAGAAGCCCAAAGAUGUGAAGCCAAAAGUGAAGAAGCUGAAAUACCACCAGUACAUUCCCCCUGACCAAAAGGCUGACAAGUCGCCCCCACCGAUGGACUCGGCCUAUGCUCGACUCCUCCAGCAGCAGCAGCUCUUCCUGCAGCUACAGAUCCUCAGCCAGCAGAAACACGCUCACACUCAUUCGCAGUCGCAGCAGCAGCACGCUGCCUUGAUGAUGCAGGGCCAGGCUCAGCAGAGACAACCUGCCUUUACUUACCAGCCUCACCCGCAGGCACACCUGCACAAGGGGACGAGUGACCAGCUGCCAGCUUGUACCCCCAAUGGUCCAUCUAACCCGGGAGACAGCAACCCGUCCUCACCUGUCAAGACGCCAUAUCCCAGCCAAAACAACAUCUCUCCCGUCAAACCUGGGCCCCUGCCAGCCAAUCUGGAUGACCUUAAAGUGUCUGAGCUAAGGCAGCAUCUUCGUAUCCGUGGCUUGCCAGUCUCCGGCACCAAGACGGCUCUCAUCGAGCGACUCAGGCCCUUCCGGGAUUCUAAUACUGGAUCCUCCCCAUCUGGGUCCUCCGAUAUCACCACAGUGACCUUCCCCGUCACUCCAAUGGGGUCACUGUCCUCUUACCAGUCUCCAUCCUCCUCCAGUACCCUGUCCCAGGGAGGCUAUUACCCUUAUCCCAGCAACUCCUCUACACCUCCAAUCUCACCAGCAUCCUCUGAGCUCUCCCUAAGCGGCUCACUCCCAGACAGCUUCAGCGAUGUCCCCAUGUCCUCUCCAUCACAGUUCGCUCCACAGCAGUCAUCCCCUGGCCAACUCAGCAUGGAUGACGGGCUUGGCGGAUCGCGGAUAGGGGAGGGUGGAGGGAUGGAGGGCAUGGAGGCAGCGAAAGACAAAAUGCUGGUUGAAAAGCAGAAGGUGAUUGAAGAGCUGACCUGGAAGCUUCACCAGGAACAAAGACAGGUUGAAGAGCUGAAGAUGCAGCUUCACAAGAGGAAGCGCUGUUAUGGAGCCACUGCAGGCACCAUUACUACAUCUCACAAUCCCUCCAUGCACCAUCAGACCAUGAUGGGUCAGCAUUCCUUUGAGGUGAACAUCAAACAAGAACCCAUGUCACUCUCCUCGAGCUGCCCACUUUCCUCUCCCAAACAUAUCAAGAGCUCUUCGGGGAACUGCUUGGAGGACAUGAGACACUGCAGCACCGUGCUCCACAAUAUGGGGGGGCAUUGUGGACCCCAAUGUAUGGACUCGGACCCAUCCUCAGGCAGCCCGUCCACCAUGACUGCUUUCCUUAGUCCGCAGGGCUCGCCGCCAGACUCCUCUAUCGGAAAACCAAUCGGAAGCCCCCAGCCUUCGUCUCCGAACAUUCCCUACAUGCUGUCACCUCUUGUGGGGAGGGAAGGCUGCAAUCAGCCCAACUCCCACUGCAGUGCCAGAGCGUCCAAUUUGCAGGUACCUCACAAGAGUGCUCAGCCCAUCAACUGCUCUUAUCCUUCUGAACAAAGAGGCCUUCAAGGACUUUAUUACAACACAGCUGAUUAUGGGCUCGCUCAGAAUGGCUUAGUCAAACCUGGCAACCCAACUAUUCAACCAAAGCAGCUGACCAGAAGCCAGCAGAUGGAUGAACUUUUGGAUGUUCUCAUAGAAAGUGGAGGGUACCCCAGCCUGCUCCUUCCGAGGUUCCACCGCCACUACGAGCACCAGGCACCCACACCGCUCCAUUACGACCACCUGGAGACUUUGCUGGGUCCGAUGAGCAGGGGCGGGGACGGCGCCGCUCUUAAAAUGGCCACAGACGGUGGGCAGCAAGAAGAUGGCGGCAACAGAGACAGCCAAGAUUACAGCGGCCCUCAUGACUACCAGUGUCACUCUCACCAUCCCCAGCAGGACAAGGUUGGGGCAAACAGAGAUCCGAUGGACACACCUCUCUCGCCCCUCAGCAAGGUGUCUGCUCUCCCUGAGGUGCAAGGGAUGGUCAGUAUGGCAUUCAGUGAGACGCCGUGGGAGACGAUGGAGUGGCUGGACCUCACUCAGCCCACUUCAAGCCCGGCCUUGAAUGUUCCAACGCCAAGUAUGCCCAGCAUUUUCAACACAGAGUUCCUGGAUGUCAGCGAUAUUAACUUGAACUCCGCUAUGGACCUUCACCUGGAGCACUGGUGAAUGCAGAAAUAAUGCAAUAUUGUUAACUAUCCAAAGCUUAUACAUCAGCUUUUUACCUUUUCAACCCCAAAUACCCCCGCAACCAGGCCCUGGCUGUAUUGCUGCAAUAUUAGUCAGAACACUAAUAGUUAAUAGACUAUUUUAACCCCUUCUUAAUACAGGAUUAUUUUCCCCCUGAAACUACCCAGAAGCAGACGUGUUUAUCUAAGAAUGUGUCUAAGUUCUACGAACACCAGUGUGAAUGGACUGAAACAGGUGUCAAUAAUUUAGGACAUACCGUAUUUUUCGGAGUAUAAGUCGCACCUGCCGAAAAUGCAUAAUAAAGAAGGAAAAAAACAUAUAUAAGUAUAAGUCGCAUUUUUGGGGGAAAUUUAUUUGAUAAAACCCAACACCAAGAAUAAACAUUUGAAAGGCAAUUUAAAAUAAAUAAAGAAUAGUGAACAACAGGCUGAAUAAGUGUACGUUAUAUGACGCAUAAAUAACCAACUGAGAACGUGCCUGGUAUGUUAACAUAACAUAUUAUGGUAAGAGUCAUUCAAAUAACUAUAACAUAUAGAACAUGCUAUACGUUUACCAAACAAUCUGUCACUCCUAAUCGCUAAAUCCCAUGAAAUCUUAUACGUCUAGUCUCUUACGUGAAUGAGCUAAAUAAUAUUAUUUGAUAUUUUACGGUAAUGUGUUAAUCAUUUCACACAUAAGUCGCUCCUGAGUAUAAGUCGCACCCCCGGCAAAACUAUGAAAAAAAACUGCGACUUAUAGUUUGAAAAAUACGGUAUUUUGAGUCCUUACAAUUCAAUUUUGACAAUCAUACUACCAAAAUUGACUAUUUUAAGCAAGUUUUCCCAAAGUUAGGAUCAGCAAUUCCAAAGAUGUGCAUGGAAACAUGCAUGCACACAAAGGUUCAUAUGCUUCUUGACACUAUCGAGUCUUUAAAGACCAUUUUGUCGGUGUCCGAUUUACUCAGCUGCCCAAUUUGACUUUCUUUUUUUUUAAACAACGGUUCGCCAAAGUAUCCACUGAUAACCUGAAAUAAUCAAAAAACCACACUUUAAAAAUUAAAAUGACUUUUAUCCAUCCACAUCUUUAAUAAUGGAAAUUUGAAGCUGCCCUCAGAGCUAAGAAGAGAUUCUUAGCUCUGAAUUCGGGUGACAUCAUUGGUGGUUACUUGCCGUAACUAAAUAAAGCUUGCAUUUCAUGCUUACAAUUGAAGUACCAUAUUUUUCGGACCAUAGGGCGCAACAUAUUAUAAGAGGCAGAGUCUAUUCAGGUCUAUUUUCUUGUGGUCUGCAUAACAUGUAAUGGUGGUUCUUUGGACAAAAUAUUGCAUAGAUGAUGUUUUACAGACCAUCUUCAAGUCGUCUUCUGACCGUCGCUUCUUAUUUACGUGGCUCCACUUCGACAGCGUCUUCUCCCCGUCAUCUUUGAUCUAGCGGUAGUUUUUAGAGCUUCCAUAGCGGGUCUACUGACAGAUAUAAGUUAGAACUGUAUGCUACUUUAUAUUAAAAAAUGGCAACAUCAGAGUAUGAAUGCCCCACAAAUAGAAGAUAGAGGACAAAGAAGGAGCUUAUUGACUAUGGACUAUAAUGACAGACGCAAGCUAAUUUUCAGGACUUAUGCAGAUCCCAAAUACACAUUAGCAGGAACCAAUAGGUAAGAAAAGUUGGUUUUGCAUAAGAGGUCGAACCAAAACGCCAGAUAAUAGGUGCAAUUUUGCAGUCCUUAUACACGCACCAUAAUAAUACCCGUAUGUUGAAGCAGAGUAUAUCUGACUAGGGUAGCUGUAAUCAGGGGCGCCGAAAAGGGGGGGUAAAGGAGACGGAUUCUAGGGGCCCAUGGUGGAGGGGGCCCAGAGAGGCCCCGAAUGAUGAUGAAAUUAUAAUACAGAAAAAAUAAUGACACUGUGUUGGGGGGCCCUGUAAAGAUUCUUUUCAUGGGGCCCAAAAUCCCUAGCGGCGCCCCUGGCUGUAAUGCUCCGACAAUCCAUCAAGCGGUGCGGUUUCGUAGCUUACCAAAGUUGUACUAAAACAUUUUGACAGAUUUUUGAGCGCCGUGUGUAAAGUUCUAUAUUCUCAAUUAAACAUCAAAGUUUUGGUGUCUCUUACUUACCUGUACUUGCUAGCGUCAACCCAUGUAUCUCUUAUGUGUGACUGCCGCCACCUACUGGUCACACUUAUCAUUACACCAUGUACCGAAUAAAAUUGGUUCAGGGCUUGUAAGCACAACCAGAAAAUGAAAGGAUUUUAAGUGCGCCUUAUAGUCCAAAAAAAUAUGGUACUCUGUUUUUUUUUAAAUAAUUUCGCUAUCCAAACACUUUGAAUACACAUAUGUUGGUAUUUUUGUAAUAUUUUGUACGACUCACAGUCGUGUUGUUUUGGGGGCCACAUUUCCAUUAAGCUAAGGACCAGGCCAAAUGAUGAAAAAGAGAGGACCUAUAAUGGAAACUUGAGGAUCACCACUAGUAAAACUGAAGAAGUUGAACAAAUGACUACUAACUGCAUCUGAAGUAAAACAAAUCACAGCAACACCUCAAUUACCUGAAUCACAUGACAACAUUACAAAAUUUAACCGCCAAAAGAAGCGCCUCAGUCAUGUAAAUCACAAGUUCGGACCCUAGUGUUCUGUGUGUGGUAGCAAGGUUAAAAUGUCAAUGCAAGGAUCUGCCAAUGUAUUUACAGUGGGAAAGUUCUCUCCUGUUUUUAGGAAUUUGCUGCAAAAAUGUUUGUCUCCAAGUUUUUAACGGAAAAGUCCUGCUCAGUAGCACGGCAGGAAUUUGCUAUGUUUCCUCAUGCGCGACGCAAAUGCAACACAUGCGCUGAUAAUUGGGCAGUUCAAUAAAUCGGGUAGUGACAGUCAGAAUUGUCUGUAAAUAAAAACUUUAAAUGACCACGUGGGUUUUGCUGACUUACGCAGAUGUUCCUUGUUUCUUUAAGAAAAGUCUACCAAUCAACCAGCCGAUUAGUGUUUUCACACUUUUAUUGGCUGUUCAAUGUGUCAAUCAUCAUCAGGAUUAGAUGUGAUUGGCCCAAGCUAUGUACGCUAAUAUAGCCAGAGCCUGGUUAGUGGUAUACUUAGGGGCUAAAAGGUCAAUUUACAAAACAAACCACAUAAAUCCACUGAAGAGUUUACCAAAGAACAGAAGGGUACUCAAUGAAACACAGACUGACUCCAAUGCUACAACAAUCCUGAUUUGAAUCGCCACAACUUUAUCGAUAGCCAGCUUCUGUUUAUUUUCUGGUAUUUAUGACAAAUGCUUCCUGCUUUCAAAAAUACUUGUAUUGUACUUUUAUUGCUCGUUUUUUGGGAAGUUUGCCUGUCGUUCACAAUCAUUGUGAAAGACAUGACGACAGAUGGAUUUUUUAAUUCAAAUAAACGUAAAUAAAAGUCUGCUUACAACGUAGCCAAUGGGAGCUCCACUAUUCCGUCCAUAAAAUCCAAUAAAUAACCAUUCAAGAAGCGCCAACAAUACUCCAUUUACAUUUUGUGACAUGAAUAUUAACCAGGUAUUAGUGAUAUUGUUAUUAUAAGAGCUAACGCAGACAAACUAUUUAUAACAGCAACGUGAUCACUUCCUGUGUCCUUAUGUUUACAUCAUCGAGUGGUCUGCUGUUUCUUCGCUUCCCUGCUCCCUUUAAGUUUAUUCUAGAUCAAAAAUUGUGCCUCUCACUUGAAAAGUAGAUGGCUGAGCAUAUAAUCUGACAAGUUGGGGCACUUUGACAGCCACAUAAGACCUGGAACUGGCAAGAACGACACGAAAAGCGCUUGGUCCCCUUCCCAUUUCUUUGUGAGGAUUAUGAGUGAUUUUUCAUCCAAAUGGGAAUAUAUGAGCAUCUUAGCAGUCAGCUUUCUAAUGACAGCAGACAUUGUACAGCAAGUGAUGGUUUAUUAUGUUUGUCGGCUCUCAUACAGUCUGCAGUGAGUAAUAAUCACUCAUGAAGAAAAAAAAGCAAACGUGGUGCAUUUUUGAAAUGAAGUAUACUUAAAAUGAUCACAAUAGGUAAAUAUUAAAUCUUAUUAUAAAUGUGCCUUUUACUACAUACUUACAUAAUGUAUAUAAAACCCUAAUGGAGGUGUUUAGAUGUUUUUAUGGGCUCUAUAGGCAGAAUUUAACGGCUUUUGAUUGCCUUUAUUUAAUAUUUAGAAUGCAUUAAAAAAAAAAAUCCAUCCGUCGUCAUGUCUUUCAUAAUGAUUGUGAACAAUAGGCAAAAUUCCCCCAAAAAGUGCAGUUCCCCUUUAAGAACAAUCUCUGAACUCUUAUUGGACAAAAUACUCUUGGGCAAUACAGUACACACUUCGACCUGAAUAAAAUACACUGAAUAUUCUUCAGACAAUAAAACACAUGUACUGUAGUACCUCAAUUUAUGAGCUUAAUACAAACCCCGUUUCCAUAUGAGUUGGGAAAUUGUGUUAGAUGUAAAUAUAAACGGAAUACAAUGAUUUGCAAAUCAUUUUCAACCCAUAUUCAAUUGAAUGCACUACAAAGACAAGGUAUUUGAUGUUCAAACUCAUAAACUUUAUAUUUUUUUUGAAAAUAAUAAUUAACUUAGAAUUUAAUGGCUGCAACACGUGCCAAAGUAGUUGGGAAAGGGCUUGUUCACCACUGUGUUACAUGGCCUUUCCUUUAAACAACACUCAGUAAACGUUUGGGAACUGAGGAAACACAUUUUUUAAGCUUCUCAGGUGGAAUUCUUUCCCAUUCUUGCUUGAUGUACAGCUUAAGUUGUUCAACAGUCCGGGGGUCUCCGUUGUGGUAUUUUAGGCUUCAUAAUGUGC